UUUUGGGUGAGACAGUGUGUGCAGCUCCUGGCUCGAAAACGUUCCAAUUACUUGAGAUAAUACAUCAAUCAUCCGACUCAGCACUGCCUACUGGACUGGUUAUCGCUAAUGAUGUGGACGCCCAAAGGUGUAACCUUCUCAUUCACCAGACCAAAAGAAUGUGUUGUGCCAACUUGAUAGUUACCAACCAUGAGGCUCAGCACUUUCCAAGCUGCAAUUUGAGCAAAAAUGGCUUAGACACAUCUGAAUUUGGAAUUCCAGAUAUCAGUCAACUCUUGUUUGAUCGAGUCUUAUGUGACAUUCCAUGCAGUGGAGAUGGAACUCUUCGCAAGGCUCCCGACAUUUGGAGGAAGUGGAGUGGAGGUAUGGGCAACGGAGUGCAUCGCCUUCAAGUGCAGAUCGCUAUGCGUGGUAUUGCUUUGCUUAAAGUAGGUGGAAGAAUGGUAUACUCAACCUGUUCGAUGAAUCCCGUCGAGAAUGAAGCUGUGGUUGCUGAGAUUCUGAGGAGAUGUGGGGAAUCUGUUGAACUUCUUGAUGUCUCUACCGAGCUCCCUCAAUUGGUCCGUCGCCCGGGAAUUAAGAGUUGGAAGGUCCGUGAUAAGGGUGUAUGGUUAGCUUCUUACAAAGAUGUGUCUAAGUACCGCAGAACUGCCAUUGUGCCAAGCAUGUUUCCUUCCGGUCAAAGCUUUGAUGCCGAAACAGUGGUUCCUUCAGGGUUAGAUGAAAACGUGGUUCCUCCUAGCAAUGACAAUGACAUGGAGAAUGUAGAUUCUGAUCAUGUCAACGAGCAGUCCGAGAUCCUUGUGAGUCCAACUGAUGCUUUGGAGAUGGAGGUUUCAGAUCUCCCUCUAGAACGUUGCAUGAGGAUAGUGCCCAUGAUCAGAACACUGGAGCUUUUUUCAUUGCAAUUCUUCAGAAAGUAUCCCCUCUUCCUGCGGUUUCAAGUUCCACCAAACCGAAGGAAACUUUAACAAACGGGAAUCACAAGUUACCCUUGAAGGUAUCAGAUGAGGUACCCAGAGAAACUAAUAGCGCAGAACCAUCCGCUAUAUCAAAUGUGGAAUCAUCAGAUGGAAA
This is a messenger RNA of Papaver somniferum (opium poppy), 1077 nucleotides long. Its product is annotated as tRNA (cytosine(34)-C(5))-methyltransferase-like. Gene Ontology annotation, molecular function: methyltransferase activity. Gene Ontology annotation, biological process: RNA methylation. The transcript has 9 exons. Bases 159 to 971 code for a protein of 270 amino acids. NCBI's taxonomy places the organism in Eukaryota, Viridiplantae, Streptophyta, Magnoliopsida, Ranunculales, Papaveraceae. The record is from RefSeq and is a predicted model, not a curated record.